AUGCUUGUGUUAUCUCUGCUUUUUAUUGCUAUUUAUAUCUAUGUAUACAUACGAGCAGUACUCGAUGAUGGGCACAGACCGAAUGAUGAUCUGCGCUGGACAGGUCAACGUGCACCCAAUCAGACUUCAGGUUAUGAAAUGUCAACACAGCAUACAGUUCCCGCAUUGCCACUGCAGCCAGCACACACAGUUCAUUUGAAAUCUAAUGAUGUUCGCUAUGACAAUCAGUCCCGAAGUAUUAUUUGUCCUAGUUGCGGAGCAGCAGUGCAAGUAAUUGAACAAUUUUAA
Messenger RNA from Rotaria socialis, 288 nucleotides. Lineage: Eukaryota; Metazoa; Rotifera; Eurotatoria; Philodinida; Philodinidae. The record is from the annotation of a GenBank genome assembly.